AUGUUGAUCUUCUGGUCUCUUCUCUUGCCCUCGUCAUUGGUGUACGCUGAGUUCGGUGGGAGCGGUCUUCCGAGGGCAAUAUGGGAGGAGAAUUCGGAGCACGAUCAACCGCUUUUGCACAACUUGCCGCGUCAAGCCUUGAAUGUUGUUGGAGGGCACCCUCGGCUUUUCGCCUCCGGUGAUCAGUGGGACGGCCUGGAAGCUCGGAUUGCGAACGACAGCUAUCUGCAAACGUGGCACAAGGCCAUCAUCGACCAGGCCAACAUCUUCUACGACGACGCAGUUGUCCCUUACCCAGACGAUUGCGAUGUCAGCGUGGGUUGUACCCUAGAGGUUGCCAGGUAUAUUCAGUUGAGGGUCAAGCACUGGGCAUAUGCCUACCUUUCGACAAAGGACAACAAAUGGGUCAAUCGAACAUGGGAAGAGAUUCAACACGCCUCAGGAAACUCCUCCGACUAUUUUGGCGUGCCGGGUGAUAACUGGAAUUCGAGACACUUUCUCGACACGGCCGAGUUCACGGCGGCAUUUGCCUAUGCAUACGACUGGCUUUAUGAUGCAUGGACACCUUCACAGCGUGAUGCUAUCAUGUGGUCCAUCAUCUCACUGGGACUACAAAAAGGCAUUGACGCAUUUGCCGAUCCAGGAGUUGGUUGGUGGCGGACCGCGCGUGGAAACUGGAAUUGUGUGUGCAAUGGAGGCUUGCUCCUCGGAUCCCUCGCCGUUUACAACGAAGAUCCAACGGGGACCGCGGCCAAGCUUCUCUCUCAGACGAUUGCAAACGCGCAGCAAAGCUGUGCUCAGGCCAUCAGUAGCGACGGAUCCUGGCUGGAGACGCCUGAUUACUGGUAUUUUGGUAUUCAGUCAUUCGCUCAAAUUGCGGCCGCUCUCAUCAGCGCAACUGGCUCCGACCAAGGAAUGCUCUCGGUAAAUCCGGCCGUGAACAAGACCGGAUUGUUCCGUAUCUACAACCAGGGUAUGGUUGACAAGUUCAACUAUGGUGACUGUGGACCAGAAAAGAUCACUGCUACUGCCAAUGCUCUCAUGUUUUACGGCCAACAUCUAGACAAACCCAGGUGGACCCUAUUCCAACGCGAUGAAGCCGACGCCGCGGACCCUUUGAGUAUGUUCUGGUAUGAUACAACAACCACGUCGGCGCAGUGGUCCGAAGACCUUGAGCUGGACCGUUACUUCUCUUUUGUCAAUACUUCAUGGGCGUCGAUGCGAUCUAGCUGGACGGAUCACAACGGGUUGUUUGUGGCAAUGAAAGCUUCCGUCCUGACUGGCCAUCAAACACAUGGAGAUCUCGACGCUGGUGACUUUGUUCUCCAUGCCCUGGGAGAACGUUGGGUUGGUCAGCUAUGUCAAAACGACUACAACGGACCUGGAUACUUUAAGAGUGAAGACCAAGAUAGCCCGCGCUGGACAUACUACAGGUGCGGCACCGAGGGCCAGAACACCCUCCUCUAUGGCGGCACCAACCAACUCGUGGAUGGAGUUCCAGUGACUACAUUUGGUUCGACUCGCGAUGUCGAAUCCUCGUCUAUUCCAUCUUCGAGCACGGCGUUCUACAUUGCCGAUCUCACAUCGUUCACCGAGGCGGGCUCGAUCAAACGAGGCAUGAGAUUGCUUGACGGACGCCAAAGAGUUCUGAUCCAAGACGAAAUCGUCAACCCGGGAGCAUCAAGUCAAUGGAGGGUGCACACGAACGCAACUAUCGUGCUGACCGACGACUCGAAGCAAGCUCGUCUGACCCUCAACAACAAAACGGUGGUGGCGGAAAUCACCUCCCCGGGCGAUCUUGUCUUCACCACUCUCCAAGCGGUUCGCGCCGCAUCAGAUCCGCCCCUUCCUGACGGAGGCAGCGAUCUACCGAAUACCGGCGUGACGGUCCUUGCAAUUGACGUUCCGCAAGGAAACCAGACCGUGUCCGUGGUUUUUACGCCGCUCUGGACGAAUGAUACGGCGACAAGCGCACCUAAACAGGUUCCGCUCAGUGCUUGGAGCUUGAAGUCCCACAACCCUCCUCCAACAUCGGGGUCUGGGACGAGUGGUGACGGGGAUGGAGGCGGGAGAGACAAUGGAACCAGCACACAGAAUGGAACCGACACACCAACUGGAAACGGCGGCACCCAGAAUGGAACCAACACACAGAACGGGAGCGGAAACGGGGAAAACGCCAAAAACUCGGCACACCGGGACUCACACAACACGAAUUUACUCUCUGUGCUGAGCGUCGUCUUCGCGUUGGCGUUGGGCGGAUAUUUCCUCCCAUCUAUAGACACCAUAUAA
Capronia coronata CBS 617.96 is the source of this 2289-nucleotide messenger RNA. RefSeq lists its product as uncharacterized. The coding region runs from base 1 to 2289 and encodes 762 amino acids. Lineage: Eukaryota; Fungi; Ascomycota; Eurotiomycetes; Chaetothyriales; Herpotrichiellaceae. Gene Ontology annotation, molecular function: lyase activity. The transcript has 8 exons. The record is from RefSeq and is a predicted model, not a curated record.